AUAACCAAAGAUGUUUUCUGCUCGGUGCGCACUCAAGCCUGUGCUGUUUGUUUUCUCCUUCUGAGGAAACCUUUGCGUUCCCAAAUCUUAAGAGAAAUGGAAGAAAUUCCUUCAGAUCCCCCAAUCCAACAACACUCGAAGAAAAUCAGGUACUCCUCUGGUCCAUUCGCCACUCUCCCAUCAGAAAUCAUUUUAGAAAUCCUGUUAAGACUCCCCAUAAAAUCACUCUUGAAAUUCAGGUGUGUUUCAAAAUCAUGGCUUUCCCUAAUCUCCAGCCCACAAUUCAUAAAAACCCAUCUAAAAAAUUCAACAAAUGACCCUAAUUUUACCUUCCAUAGGAUCAUGUUUACUAUCACGUACCCACGCUUUAAUCUCAAGGAUUGUUCGAUUAGGUCUUUGUUAUAUGAGCCUUUGACUGAGGCGGUUACAAUUCGCUAUCCGAGGAAACAUCCGCGUAGGUCUGUUUGGGUAGUUGGUUCUUGCAAUGGACUUAUUUGCAUUGCAAUAAAUGAGAAAAAUUUGUUCUUGUGGAACCCAUCUGUGAAAAAAUCCAAGAAAUUGCCCGAUGUAGACGUCCCAAUGGGGCGAGGUUUUUACAUCGUACAUGGGUUUGGUUUUGAUGAGACCACCGAAGAUUAUAAGGUUGUGGGGAUUUUCUGUGCGUUUGGAAAGGCGGGUGGGUGUGAGACAAUGGUAAAGAUUUAUAGUUUGAAGACUAACUCUUGGAGGAGGAUCGAGGAUUUUAAGGGUGGAGUGCCUUUGGAUGAUUCGGGCAUGUUUGCGCAGGGGAAGCUCCACUGGUCUGCUAGUCCCGGGGAGGGGUUCAGUUCUGCGUGGGAUAUUGUUUCUCUUGAUUUAGAGAGGGAGAUAUAUGGUAUGGUAGAGCAACCAAAUUAUGGGGAAGGAAAUUUUACCUCAGUAUUAGGGGUUCUAGGAGAAUGCAUUUCCGUGCUUUGCAAUUAUCAGAAAACUCGUGCAGAUGUGUGGGUUUUGAAGGAGUAUGGGGUUAAAGAGUCUUGGACUAAAGUUGUUUCCAUUCCUUACAUCGAUGAUCCUGGGAAAUAUAUGUACUCAAUACCAUUGUGCAUACUUCCGAAUGGGGAAGUUCUAUUGGCCCUUGGGUCGUCCAUUGUAGUUUACAACCUGAAAGAUAAUUCUUUUAGGUUUCCCAAGAUUACUAAUGUGAAUGAUUUCCUUGGAGCAAUUACCUAUGUUGAAAGCUUAGUUUCACCUGAUGCUGAUGGUGAAUGACAGGAAAGGUAAGUCAAAGGUAUUGAAUGGCAUAUUACGUGGUUUUUGCACUUGUCUUACCUUCGUAUACUCAUUUUUAAUACCAUGAAUCUUCUUUGUUUUAUUGAACUUA
Olea europaea var. sylvestris is the source of this 1363-nucleotide messenger RNA. RefSeq names its product F-box/kelch-repeat protein At3g23880-like. Lineage: Eukaryota; Viridiplantae; Streptophyta; Magnoliopsida; Lamiales; Oleaceae. The transcript has a single exon. Bases 97 to 1251 code for a protein of 384 amino acids. Gene Ontology annotation, molecular function: protein binding. The record is from RefSeq and is a predicted model, not a curated record.